This is a messenger RNA of Physella acuta, 2684 nucleotides long. Its product is annotated as nucleolar protein 14. The record is from RefSeq and is a predicted model, not a curated record. Gene Ontology annotation, biological process: maturation of SSU-rRNA. Gene Ontology annotation, cellular component: nucleolus; small-subunit processome; Noc4p-Nop14p complex. Lineage: Eukaryota; Metazoa; Mollusca; Gastropoda; Physidae.
CCUCUAUACACCGAGAUAAACACAAGCAUGAUUACCAUGUUGACAUGUUGAUGCUUAAUUUUUAAUUUUUACAUUUCAACUUACAGGUGGAAGUAGUAAUUCUUCUUUAGAUCUUCAAUAUCAUGGGCAAAAAGGGGUUAUCAGAUAAAGUGCGCAAUAAACAAAAAAACAAAGCCAAACCAGCACCAAACCCUUUUGAAGUGAAGAUUAACAAAGUCAAACAUGCUGUUGUCAAUAAAAAAUUACAAAAGUGGGAAAAAGGAAUCCCAGGGGUGUCUCGAUCAAAAGCAAUUAAAAAGAGAAAAGAUACCAUUUUAAAAGAGCUGUAUCACAUGAAAAAAGCUAACACCUUGCUUGACAAACGCUUUGGAGAAAGUGAUUCAACCCUCACUGCAGAUGAGAAAAUGGUACAGAGAUUUGCCCUGGAGAAAAAGAAACAAAUUAGAAAGAGUGAUUUUAACUUGAAUGAAGAGGAAGAAGUUCUCACUCAUUAUGGCCAAUCUCUUGCUGAAAACCUACAAGACACAAUUGGGAGUGAUUCUGAUGAAGAGGAUGACAGAAACCAAAUUAAAACAGGAGAUUUUCAGUUUGGAGGGUUUUCUAAAGAUGGAGAAGUGUCUUGGAAAGACAAAAUGAAAGAAGUCAUAGCUGAAUCAAAAAAGCACAAGUAUGAAAGACAAGCAGAAAAAGAAAAGACAUUAGAAACAACCAACGAGCUGGACAUGAAGUGGAAAGCUAUUGUCCCCAGUUUGAACACAUCUAGAGAUAAUUUGUCACAAAGGAAGGUUACAAAUUUUAUGCAGCUGUUCCGUACAUUGGUUUUGGAUCAGAAGUCAUCAGGUGCUUCUGAUAAGCUUAAAACAGAAGAAGAAAAAGCUAAGGAGGAAGCUGAGAAAUUACAGAUUCUCGAGGCUGAGAGAUUGUCUAGAAUGGCAGCUAAUUCCAACAGCUCAGGCAACAAACAUGUCUCUGCAGAUGACCUGUGUGACGGAUUUACAUUCGACAAUGAAAAGGAUAAAUCAUCUCUUAAAAAGGCAAAACAGGCAGAAGUUGAAGAAGAGGAUGAAGAUAAAGAAAAGGUAGAUGAAACUGAGGACAAUGAUGAUCAAGAAGAGGGAAGUGAUGAAGAGGAGGAGGAAGAAGAUGAUGAUGAGAGCAGUGAAGCAUCAGAUGACUACUCUGAUCUGGCAUCAGAUGACAACAGUGGAAGUGAUGAAGAAAUAGAAAAUGAACCAAACAAGAAUAAAAAUUCUCCCACCCAGAAAGCUGUUCAACAAAAAGUCAUUAAAGACACAGCUCCAUUGAGGGAUGAUCUGCCUUUUGUGUUUGCAGCCCCUGGAAGCUAUGAAGAGCUGAAAGCACUUUUACAUGGUCACAGUGCUGAUGAACAAGUUGUCAUCAUUUCCCGCCUUAGGAAAUGUCAUCACCCAAGUCUGGCAGAAGGAAAUAAAGAUAAAUUGGAGAAAAUUCAUCUAUACCUGCUUCAAUACUUUGGAGAGUUGAUGAAACAAGAAAUAUUAGAAACCAGAUUGAUAGAUAAUGUUACAGCCAGUCUCUGGGAAAUGAGCCAGACUUUUCCAGCUUCAACUGCCAAACAACUUCAGGAAAUAGUAACUGAAAGGCAAAAAGAUUAUUCAUCAAAGACGAUAGCUAAAGGUGGCAAAGGAACAUUUGUCGGAUUGGAUACUCUGAUGUAUUUGAAGCUGAUAGAGAGCCUGUUCCCUACAUCUGACUUCAAACACCCAGUGACAACUCCUGCUAUACAUUUUAUUACACAAAUGCUUUCUGAGUGUUCAGUCAAGAGAGGCCAAGAUGUUGUUGUUGACUUGUUUUUGAUUUCCCUUGCUUUAAAGUAUGUGAGCUUGUCCAAACGUUACAUCCCCGAAGUUGUGACAUCUCUGCAUGGGUUACUGUUCUUGGCAUCUGGAAACAAAUCAGACUUGCCAGUUUACCCACCCUUCAGGGCCACUCUUAGACCUUCCUAUCAUUUAAAACUUCAGCAGAAAAGUCUUUCUAUAACAAAAGAAUGGUCAAUUUCUGCCAUGUUAAACAAGGAAGCAAGUGAUUUAGACAAUGACCAGUUCAGGUGUGAUGCUGUUUAUAAAUGCCUUGUUCUCCUUGAAAAUUGCUUGAAUCUGUGGGAGGAAAUUCCUUGUCUUAGCCUGGUCUUACAGCCCCUAAAAGCUUCCUUAUUGGCACUACCUAAAGACUUGUAUCCAGACCAAGUUCAGGAGAAAGUUCAAUUAAUUUUGUUGAAAAUGAAUGAGGCUGAAUCCAAGAAACUUAAAGUGAUGCAGAAGCUUACAGCUAAACCAGUUCCCCUCAAACUAUUUGAACCACAAAUAGAAGAGUUCUGGGCUGGUAAAAAGAAGAAAAAAGGCCCCAACAAAGAGGAGAAUGAGCGCAAGAGAUUGAUCCACAAGUACAAGCGUGAGAUGAAAGCUGCUGUCAGAGAAAUCAAGCGUGACAAUGAAGUGUUAUCUAAACACCAGCUUGAUGUAGUCAUACAAAAGGACAUUGAGAGAAAGAGAAAGACAAAGGAAUUGAUGAGCAGUUUAGCCAGUCAAGAAGGAGACUUCAAGGCUCUUAAGAAGACAAAAAAAGAAUAAAUAAGUCAUAAUUGAUAUUUAAAAAUUGUAAAAUACAAAAAAAAAAUUAUUAAAAAUCACAUUUUUGCUGUUUGA